ACGGAGGGGGGGGGGGACGGAAGAUGGAGGAGAAGAAGAAGAAGAAGAAGAAGGAAGCAAGCGCAUAGACGACGAGCUAUAUGAGCGGGGCGAAAUAGGAGGACCGACCCGAACGGCGGCGGCGGGUCUAUGCAACUUGUACAGCUUCUCUCCGGCACAGAGUCGACCAUCACACACAGUUCGCUGGUUGACUCGCUCUGCCAUCAUCUCCAAACGGAACGCUCCUGGCGUUCGUCCACUCUUAUUUCGGCACUCACGCUCCCGUUUUUGUUGUUUUUUUUUUUUGCUUCCGCCGAUCAGCCCCAGUCUGUCCUCGUGUAGACGCGCUCGUAGUUGACACAAUGUACGGAUUCGUUAAUUACGCGCUUGAACUUCUCGUCCUAGAGAAUUACGGAAAGGAUGUCUGGGAGCAAAUCAAGAAAGAGGCUGAAGUCAACAUGGAAGGGCAUUUCCUCGUGCGGCAAAUCUACGAGGAUGAGGUGACUUAUAACAUCGUCGGUGCAGCAGAACGUGUCCUCAAGGUGCCAGCCAAUCUUCUGUUGGAAAAAUUCGGCGAAAAGUUCCUCGAUUUCUGUCAAGAUUCCGGUUACGAUCGAAUUUUGCAAGUGCUGGGAGCCACGCCCCGUGAUUUCCUACAGAAUUUGGACGCCCUUCACGAUCAUCUAGCCACCAUUUAUCCUGGAAUGAAAGCGCCGUCUUUCCGCUGCACGGACGCACCUGACGGUUCACUCAUUUUACAUUAUUACUCGGACCGUCCAGGUCUUGAAUCGAUCGUCAUCGGCAUCGUCAAUGCCGUGGCUAAAAAGCUGCACAAAGUGGACGUCGACGUGAAAUUGCUGCGCAGUUCGCAGGACAGCAGUGGCCACGGUGAAUUCCUCAUCCAGGAGAAGAACAAGGUCAAAACCCAGGAGGACACUUCGUCCGAUGAUGUCGAUCUGAUGGGCUUCAGCUCCAGCGACCCGAAAAUCUCGUCUCAACUCUUCUGCCGAGCUUUUCCGUUUCACGUCCUUUUCGAUCGCAACUUGUCCAUCAAGCAAGUGGGCGAUUCCCUCAAGAGGAUCCUGCCGGCAAGCAUCAAUCGAUCCGGCUGCAAGCUCACCGAUAUAUUGCGCAUGGUCCGUCCUCAUAUGGAGUUGAGCUUCGAGAAUCUAUUGGCCCACAUCAACACGGUCUACAUCCUCGUGACCAAGGAGAAGAAGAAGAGCGAUCAGUCGUCAGAUAAGGCGGUUCCAUCUUUGGCCACUUGGCGCCACCACGAAGACGGAACGGAGAUCAUUCAAGAAGCCAAUCUCCGUCUCAAAGGUGAGAUGAUCUAUGUCCAGGAGAAUGGACUAAUGCUCUUCCUCGGAUCGCCCAGCGUUCUCAAUCUCGAAGAUUUGACCAGACGCGGAUUAUAUCUGUCUGACAUACCCCUGCACGACGCCACCAGGGAUUUGGUUCUCCUGUCCGAACAAUUCGAAGCCGAAUACAAAUUGACUCGCGACCUGGAAAUGUUGACUGACCAGCUGCAACAGACCAAAGUCGAAUUGGAACGCGAGAAACAGAAAACAGACACAUUGCUGUACUCGGUAUUGCCUCCCUCGGUGGCCAACGAAUUACGUCACGGACGUCCAGUGGCUGCCCGUCGUUACGAAAUGGUCACUCUCCUUUUUAGUGGCAUCGUCGGUUUCAGCGACUUGUGCGCUCGCAAUUCCGACGCCAGCGGAGUCAUGAAAGUCGUGCGGAUGCUCAACGUCCUCUACACGACGUUCGACGUCUUGACCGACCCGAGGAAAAAUCCAAACAUCUACAAGGUGGAGACAGUCGGUGAUAAAUACAUGGCCGUCAGCGGCUUGCCAGAGCCGUGCCAAGAACAGGCUCUCUGCAUCGCCCGGCUUGCCCUCGACAUGAUGGACCUGUCGAUGGACGUCUCCGUCGAUGGCAUCUCUGUGCAAAUUACCAUCGGAAUCCACUGCGGUGAAGUCAUGACGGGAGUCAUCGGGCAGCGAAUGCCCCGCUAUUGCCUUUUCGGCAACACGGUCAACCUGACGAGCCGGACGGAAACGACCGGCACUCCCGGCCGAAUCAACGUCUCCCACGACGCUUACCAGUUGUUACAAGAGCCGGCCAAUCGUGACCCGCAAUUCCAUUUCGCUUAUCGUGGACCGGUCGUCAUGAAAGGCAAAGCCGAACCGAUGAAAGUCUACUACCUGAACAGAGCGUCAGAUUCCAAAGCGGUCAGCAGCACUACUCUCGACUGAUGAGCAUCGGCUGUUAUAUUAACGUUUCAUUGUUUUCUCCGUUUCACUACGCCAUGUCUAACUGUUAUAUUUACUGUCGCGUAUAUUCAUCAUUUAAUAACUAAACGAAAUCCAACUAAAAA
Molecule: messenger RNA, 2362 nt
Organism: Daphnia pulex (common water flea)
Lineage: Eukaryota; Metazoa; Arthropoda; Branchiopoda; Diplostraca; Daphniidae
Gene: Gycbeta100B
Product: guanylate cyclase soluble subunit beta-1-like
Exons: 17
Coding region: 342-2240 (632 amino acids)
Biological process (GO): cGMP biosynthetic process; response to oxygen levels
Cellular component (GO): guanylate cyclase complex, soluble
Molecular function (GO): heme binding; guanylate cyclase activity
Source: RefSeq, a predicted model, not a curated record